AUGGUUUCUGUUACUGCCAGACUGCAGAGGCUAUCUAAUGACAUCAAGGGAACCCAUCCACCAACAGUGGAAGAACGACAAAGGACAGAAUUAACAUUGGUGAAACUGAUUCAAAACAGUGCAUUUCUUGAUGCUGUUAGUGCAAUGAGGUCAUCAGAAUCACUACCAAGCAGUAACCCUAUUCACCCUUUAGACCCAGUUCUACAAGAUGGAGUCCUCAGGGUUGGAGGAAGAUUGAGGAAUGCAAAUAUCUCAUCAGCACAGAAGCAUCCUAUCAUCUUGCCAAAAUGCAAUCAUUUUACAAGACUCAUACUUCAACACGCAUAUACACUAGUGCAUCAUCAAGGCAGAGGAAUCACUCAUAAUAAGUUGCGUUCUUUAGGAUAUUGGAUUAUUGGAGGAAGCAAAGCAGUGACAGAUUUCAUACGUCAGUGUGUCUUAUGCAGAAAAUUAAGAAGACCCACAGAAAUUCAGAAAAUGGCAGAUUUACCUAAGGACCGUGUGGAACCAACACCGCCAUUCACUUACUGUGGUAUGGACUGUUUUGGGCCGUUUCUGCUGAAAAAUGGACUCAGGGAAGCAAAGAGGUAUGGCCUACUCUUUACUUGCUUGUGUUCGAGAGCCAUACACAUAGAAAUGUUGGAUGAUAUGAGUACAGAUUCGUUUAUAAAUGGACUGCGUUGCUUCACAGCCAUUCGGGGAGCAGUUAGACAUAUUUGCUCUGAUCAGGGAUCUAAUUUCAUUGGUGCUAGGAACGAAUUUGAAAGAGAACUUGACAAAGGGAAAGUUGUAACCUUUCUAGCUGAACGACAGUGCGACUUUGUAUUGAAUGCCCCUAGCUCUAGUCAUACUGGUAGAGUUUGGAAAAGACAGAUCAGAACUGUGCGGAAUAUACUCGACUCUGUAUUGUCACUCGCACCAGGAAGACUUGAUGACGCAUCACUAAGGACCUUGUUCUAUGAGGUUAUGUCGAUAGUAAACUGCCGAUCACUAUCAGUCAGUGAGAUCGACAACCCAGAUUCUUUAGAGCCACUUACUCCAAACCACAUCUUAACGGGGAAGAUCACUUCACCAUCCCACCCCCCACCCCCCACCACCACCCCCCCCCCUCCUGGAGAGUUUGUGAAGGAAGACCUCUAUCUUCGCAAACGCUGGAGAAGAGUGCAGUACCUUCUGGAACAGUUUUGGUCAAGGUGGAAACGAGAAUACCUAGCACAGACCACCUUGCGUCAGAAGUGGCAUGGAAUUCGUCGGAACAUACAGGAAGAUGACAUUGUUCUAGUGAAGGACGUAGAUUUGCCGCGCAACCAAUGGCCUCUUGGCAGGGUCAUUGAAGCCAAUCCAGAUGAAGACGGCCUGGUGAGAAGAGUCAAGGUCAAGACACAGUCAUCAGUAUUAGAGAGAACAAUUCAUAAGUUGGUGUUACUCAUAGAAAAGUAA
Ostrea edulis (European flat oyster) is the source of this 1440-nucleotide messenger RNA. RefSeq lists its product as uncharacterized. The transcript has a single exon. NCBI's taxonomy places the organism in Eukaryota, Metazoa, Mollusca, Bivalvia, Ostreida, Ostreidae. Gene Ontology annotation, molecular function: nucleic acid binding. Gene Ontology annotation, biological process: DNA integration. Bases 1 to 1440 code for a protein of 479 amino acids. The record is from RefSeq and is a predicted model, not a curated record.